GCAGGUGUCCAGUCCUGUCCAGUUGCAGCUUAGUUAGUCCCAGGGAAGGCCCACAUGUCCGGAGAGGGUCAGGACUUGCAUGGGAGAGUGUCCUGUCCGAACCCGCCGUCUAUCAGGGCGGAAUGGUGGGUCUGGUAGUGGGAGCGGCAGUGGACACCAUCGCGGAGAAGAAGCAAGACGUCUGUCUUCAAAAGCUAGCGGCGGAGGGAGAGAUGAGCACAGUAGCCAAAAAGGAGAGGAGGCGAAGCUCAACAAUGAGCUUGAAGAUUAUAUGAAGAGCAAACCUCCCAAGGAACAUGAUGCUCAGAAUGACAACGUUGAUGAGGAUGUUCCACCAGAGCGGGAGAUCGAUAUGCUUCCAGAUCUUGCUGAACAGGACACCCGUAUGGCAGAGGAUGCAAUCGAUCUGCCUGAAGAGACUGUUGGGGCUGUAGAAGUAGAGCCGGAAAGAAAUUUGUCUAUCGAGGGGUCGCCUGCAAUGGCUGCGUCGCCUGGAUUGCUUGUAUCCCCUGCAUCCCCAGGAUCCCCCGCAUCCCCAGGAUCCCCGGCAUCCCUUGCAUCUCCUGCAUCCCCCACCUCACCCACCUCACCCACAUCACCUGUGUCUCCAUCUCCAGUAUCUCCGACAUCUCCGGCAUCACCAGCAUCGCCAGCAGCACCAGGUUCACCAGCAUCACCAGCAUUACGGACAAUGCCAGCAUCCCCUGCAUCCCCCGGCUCCCCUGGCUCCCCUCCAUCUCGUUCUGCCCCCGCGUCCCCUCGUUCUCCUGCGUCACCGGCAUGUCGUGCAUCUUCUGGGUCUCCUGCAACCCCUAUGUCUCCCGCGUCACAUGUGUCCCCUAUGCACCAUGCAUCCCCGUCAUCUCCUCAGUCCCCUGCGUCCCCUCUGUCGCCUGCAUCUCCUCGCUCGCCUGCACCACCUGCAUCGCCUGCACUACCUUCCUUGCAGGAGGAGAAGCAAGACAUUCAAAUGGCAGAUUGAAGUGGUGUGUUCUUAAGGCCCACAUUUUGGCAAGCCGGCGCCUUUUUGUUUCUCGUAUGUCUGCAUGAUGGUGAGUCUGCUUUUCGUCUCUUACCCCUACCAUUGCAUGUGUGUCCAGGGUUGCAAUGUCCUUGUUUUUCGCCGCUAAGUGCCACAUGGUCAGUGGUCCGAAUCCCUUGUCGCUCCACCCGUCUCGUUCCCUACCGGUCACUGGUGGGGUGGCUCUUCUGUGUUCUUUUGAGGUGCCGUGCCUGAUGGGCCUUUAGCAGGUUGAUGACAUGCAGUAGGGAAGUAGGCAUUGGUCUUGUGCAAGGCGCUUCAAAAGUUUUUGCAGUCUUCUGCCUGAUUUCCAACAGUGGCAAGCAUACAUGGCAUAGAGUGGGGAUGUAUGCUAUCUUGUGGUUGAGUCUCUUCAGGGAGUGGGCAUGCGUGGAGAGCAGUGUCUUGGGCAGACUGUGCGAUGGAAUCGCGGAUCAUAUUCGUUGUGUCCUCUUAGUUUGCCCAACUGCUUGCCGUGUACUUCCAGCAAUAUGCAAGGCAGGACAUUCUUCUGUUUUGCUGCUUUGAGCUCAGUCAGAGCCUGUCAAACUCUUCUUUCGCCAGGAGCGCACAAGGCCAAUAUAGCAGCCAGGGAAUUUGGUGAUCUGUUUUGUUGUCUACAAGGGGGCACAACUGGAAAGUGUAUUUUGUGGGAGGUGGUUUCAUUUUUCAUCAGCUUAUUGGGAAGGCGUAUGUUUAUUGAUGUGCAAACAGACAGACUGGGGGACGUAGAUUGGCAGAAGAGAGAGCUUGUAUUACGGAAUGUUGUCUGGGAUAUGAGUGCCAAUUGGAACUUACGCCGUUUGGCUUCGCAGCGUUCUUUCAAAUCAAGGUUCUGUGUGUGCAUACCGCCACGGUAUUGCAGCGUGCAUAUUGUUGCUCGCCAUGUACUCCAAAGCAGAAUGAAAGAACCGAAAGAAAACGAGCCAAGGUGUGGAUGCUGGGGAAGAUGGCACUGACGACAAGGACAUUAGUUAGUGUUGGGAAGCUUAAGCUGUAUCGCGGGGCUCUGAUGUUGAUGUGAAGAAAGUGCAUGUGAGGUACGUUACAUAGGAGUUCAGUUCAACUGGUGGUCAUACUUACGGGAGGCGGGCGAGGUACGUUACAUAGGCGUUCAGUUCACCUGGUGGUCAUACUUACGGGAGGCGGGCGGGGACGUUGGCUUAAGCCAAGAACUUUGUUUUGUUCAUAUUGGAGCACUGCGAUUGUGCAUCCGUGUCAAGGAUUGGAUGCUGUGAGACGACGCCUCCUCUGAUCUGCUGUGGGUGCUGUCUGGCCUUUUGCUCUCAGGAAACUUUUGUUUGUGGUAGGGGCGUGGGCCGACGAGAGAGGGUUGACGGAGGGCUGACAAUCUGCUGUUUUCGCCGGCAAUUUGGGUGCAAAAUUCAGCGAAAUUUUUAAAAACAAAUGAAAUAAACUCAG
Chara braunii is the source of this 2443-nucleotide messenger RNA. The record is from the annotation of a GenBank genome assembly. NCBI's taxonomy places the organism in Eukaryota, Viridiplantae, Streptophyta, Charophyceae, Charales, Characeae.